This is a messenger RNA of Stegostoma tigrinum, 3323 nucleotides long. Its product is annotated as QRFP-like peptide receptor. The record is from RefSeq and is a predicted model, not a curated record. Gene Ontology annotation, biological process: neuropeptide signaling pathway. The coding region runs from base 1121 to 2380 and encodes 419 amino acids. Gene Ontology annotation, cellular component: membrane. Gene Ontology annotation, molecular function: peptide binding; G protein-coupled receptor activity. NCBI's taxonomy places the organism in Eukaryota, Metazoa, Chordata, Chondrichthyes, Orectolobiformes, Stegostomatidae. The transcript is spliced from 2 exons.
UAAAACACUGUCCGUGCGGGUUAAAUGUUGUUCACACAGAGUGUGCAAUAUAGAUUAACGAGAGCCUGCAGCCUCAGCAUUUCUCUUGUGUGUACAUCAGUUCAUGCGCUGACAGCCUGACCAAGCUGGGAAAUUGGCAUGCCAGUAACUGGUUCCCUGUGAUUAGGCCGGAAUAAACACCCCGAUGUUACUUGGAAACUGUUGACUUGUUCUAUUUUGCAAUCCACGAGGACUGGGCACCAGUUGCUUCCCGAUGACUUUCUGAGUGGAAUUUUCCAGCCGUGGGGGACAGCGAAGUGAACUUCUCAGCGAGUGAUGCUGCCGUGAGCGUAUCCCUCACACUUUUCUGCCCAGCACAGGCGUCCUGAUUGAUCCGACCAUUUGAAUGUGUUACUCCUCCUUGACGACGUUCGUUUCUGAGCCGGUGGUAGGAACGUGACAAAGCACGGGCAGAGAGAAACCAACGACAUCACCUUGCAAACUCCACAGCCUCCCAAUGUGUCAUCUCUCCGGAGAGGCAAGCAAGAAAUUGACUUGGAGAUACACGGACAGCAACAGCGUAAAACUGGUUUCUAAACAAUACAAAGUGAAAUUAUUUGACCGUUGUGACCAGAAAUGUAAGCAAUAAUCGAGUGAAAAGGACUUCAGGGAUGUUUGGAAGGAGCCAAAUGGAAUGCCAGAAAUAAUUGAGUCACUGGGAUGGUGCCCAGACUGAGUUGAUGGUCAUUUCCUCGCCACCGACAUCUACACACGACUCAACACAGGCUCCGGUCUCAGCCCAAAGACUCUCCCUCGCUCUCCGUUGGGUGCAGCCGGCAGAUUUCCUCCGGAGAUCGGACGGGGGUGUUGGUGGGGGGCGUGAGUUGCCCCAGCUCUGUGCACUAGCCGCUGGCUGGUCGGUUGCUACAGAGCCCGGAACCUGAGCGGUAACACGGCGGCUGCUCGGCUCAGGGAGGCAGCACUGGGAUGGGACUGACCUGGGUGCUGCAAGCUGACUGUCUCCCAGUUUCUGGUUGCUGAGAAGCCAGCCGCUGCUUUCCAGAAGCCGGUGAGGGAAACUAAACAAGAGGGUGAGCUCCACACAUUUCUGCACCUGACCCUAACUGACCUCGGUGGCACCAUGAAUGUGACCCCGUUCAGUUUGGAAUUACUUGGAGGAUUUUCCAGGAACGUUUCCCUAUUCCCUCCCAACAGCAACCUGAGCUUUUGGGAGACGAUACACUUAAACAUCAACCUGCUGUUCUCGGGGUAUGAACCCACGACCAUUGUCUUGGGGGUGAUCUACACUCUGUCCUUCAUCAUUGGGUUAGUGGGCAAUAUCAUGGCUUUGAGGGCCCUCACCAGGAAGAGGAGGAACAGACUGGAGGGAGCCACGACCACCCGGAGUCUGUUGGUGAACUUGGCGACCUGUGACAUGAUGGUGGUAUGUAUCUGCAUGCCCGUUACUCUGGGCCACCAGGUCUACAACGCUUGGGUGUUUGGAGACUUCAUGUGCAGGGCCGUCCCGUUUGUGCAGGCAGUUGCUGUCUCUGCCAGUGUCCUAAGCCUGGCAGUGAUCAGCCUGAACCGUUACUACAGUGUGCACAACCCCCUGCACGCCAGGUCAUUCUUCACCUGGAGGAGAAUCUGCUGGAUGAUCGCCGGGGUCUGGCUUCUGUCGUCCGGCCUCUGCAUGCCUUUAAUCUUCAUGAAUCAGACGGAGGAGCUGGUCCUUCUGGACGGGAAGCUGACCAUCCCGGUGUGCACAGAAAGCUGGUCCUCCGUGAGGCUGAGGCAGGGCUAUAACUUCCUUCUGUUCUGCGCUCUCUACGGCUUCCCGGUGCUCUUCAACCUCCUCAUCUGCUUCCUGACUGCCCGCCGCCUCUGGAGUAACCAGGACCGCUUCCAGGAGGGUAACAAGAGGCACUUGGUGGGGAACAGCUCCCGGCUGAAGACCCGCAAGAAGAUUGUCAAGAUGGUGGUGGCUCUAGUUCUCCUCUUCACCUUGUCCUGGCUGCCCUUCUAUGUGAUUGACAUGUGGAUUGACUUCAGCGUUCCCAAUGCCCAGCCGGACGGUGCCCACCAGGACUGGGUCCUUCAAGUUCGAUCCUUUGCCCAGUGGUUGGGUCUCACCAAUUCCAGCCUCAACCCUCUCUGCUACUGCUUCAUGGGCAACCUGUACAGGUCAGUGAAGAGGAUCAAGAAAAGCUACAGGGAGCGAAUAUCUUCUGCCCUCAACCUGAACUUUUCUCAGACUCCACUCAACUCCUCGAUCCUGCUGUCUUACCGAGCUGCCAAUGACAUCCCCAAAACUGACUUCAACAACUGGACAGGCGGCCAGACGCUCACUAAAGGCGAAUGCGGUUCCUCUGGAACUAUUUGCGAAACAACGUUCGAAUAAACACUGUAAACCUUAACUGUAGUCAACUUGUUCAGACAGGAGUUACCUCGGUGUCCUUUACCAGACCCCCUUUAUGCCGAGUUCAGGCAAUCAGGAGUAUGAUUUGUCAAUUGUUUCGGUGUUUUGCUCCUACAGUUUUUUUAAAAAACUUACUUCUUCCUGCAAUUUCCCUUUGAAACGGACGGGAGCGCUAUUAAUGGGUCAACAUUCUGUCCCAGUCCUAUCCCUGCCUCUUUCAGGAGUCGGCAAGCAACAAGUUAUCAAGCCCUCAGAUCAAAAGAGAAGCGAGAGCGAAGGACAAAUGCAAUGCGAAGGGUCUGAGCUGUAUGAUUCUAUCACUUUAUGACUAUGACUGAACCAGUUGCCAGUUCAAGAAGAGCGCCAUCUGUCAAAUAUAAACAGAACAUAAAAUGAAAUUAUGGCAUUGUAGUGAAAGGUGAAAAUAUGGCACGUGGAUAAUAAUCAUUGAAAAUAAAAGUAAUGGCACUCUGAUUAAGUCACUCUCAAGCAUAGUCCUAAGAUGUUGCUUUCUGACUUUGCAUGUUACAAGAGUCUUCCAGGUUAUUAUUCAGACCUUCUGAUUUUGGACAUACUGUCUGUGGAGCAGUUAAGAAGGAGUGAGAUAAUCAUAUUGAGGUUCUGGAGAAAGGCCCUCUGUCAUUAAACAGAACACAAAUAGACUUAACAUUGAAAUAGGUCUGGGUCCUCACACAAAUACAGACUUGUAAAGGACAGAAAUCUGAUGUGCGGUUUCAUUCCACUUGUGCUAGCCCUCUGCACUAGUGCUGCUGAAUAAACUAAAUUGAACGGAGAUUCAUCACAAGGCAACUUGAAAGCAUUGCUAAAAGCCAUUGCUAAAGACUGGAACAUGGGGAUGAAAUAGAUUUAACUCAGUAUGCCGAAUAAAUCCUUGUAAAGUUUUCUUUUUGUGAAAAUGUUUUGU